Odocoileus virginianus texanus is the source of this 2611-nucleotide messenger RNA. The record is from RefSeq and is a predicted model, not a curated record. Lineage: Eukaryota; Metazoa; Chordata; Mammalia; Artiodactyla; Cervidae.
GGGUCUGGGAACGUUGCGGCGGUAGCCGCCGCGGCUCCAGCAUUCAGGGCUCUUCCCCGGCCAAGCCUGUGCUGGGGACCUUCCACUGCCUCCUCCGGCGGCGCUCACCCGGCCCCAGAUGGUGGGUCCGGAGGAUGCCGGAGGCUGCUCGGCAAGAAACCCCAAGUUGCUCCCUUUGCCGGCGCCCGAUUCCGCGGGCCUGAACGGGAAAAUGAUUCGGGCCACAGGCGGCUUUGGCGGAGGCGUAGGCGCUGUGGAGCCUCCCGAAGAGGAGGAGGAGGAGGAGGAGGAGGAGGAGACGCCGCCGCCUCAGCAGCUCCUUCGGCGUUACCUCGCGGCGGCCGGGGCACAGCUGGAGCCCGGUCUGUGCUACUGUCCGCUCCCCGCCGGCCACUCUUGUGGUCCGCCGCCCUCGGCAGCCCCGCGCUCGGACGCCUGCCAGCCGGACGCCGGCUCCAAGCACCGCGACGCGGAGGCGGUGGAUGCUGGCUCGGCGCGACACGGUGGCAUGACCAACGGGGACUCGGGCUUUCUGCUGGGUCAGGACACUCGCGACCUGGCCCGCGUCGGCAGCCGGGAGCCGCGCCACCGCCGCCUUGGUCCGGACGGGCCUGGCGACGAGGGCGCGGACGGCGCGGGCAUCCUGUCUGACUGGGCCGCGCCGCUCGAGGACCCACUGCGGAGCUGCUGCCUGGAGGCGGCGGACGCCAAGGAGCCCGAGGGCGCGGGCAGCGGCGCGAGGGACAGUUCGACCAGCGACGGCAGCGGCAGCGAGGACUUGGAGCGGCCGGGAGCCGGAGCCGGGGGUUCCGAGGAGGGCACGUCGCCCAUCACCUCGGCUGAGAGGACUAGUGGGGGCUCCGGCGCCAAGUCGCGCGUCGAUUUCUCUGACGUUCACUUGAACUCUCGGAAUACGUUCGAGGUGAGCCGCUGCCAAAGCGCCCGCGACCACCUGCCGCCGGCGGGGGCGCCGGUGUCCUUGCCGGCCGCGGAACAGGGCCCUAGCGGGCCCUCGACUCGGGCUCGACGGAGCGGCGGCUUCGCCGACUUCUUCGCCAGAAACCUUUUCCCAAAAAGGACAAAAGAACUCAAAUCAGUUGUACAUAGUGCUCCUGGCUGGAAAUUAUUUGGUAAAGUCCCUCCCAGAGAGAAUCUUCAGAAAACUUCCAAAAUCAUUCAGCAGGAAUAUGAAGCAAGGACAGGGAGAGCCUAUAAACCACCACCUCAGUCUUCAAGGCGAAAGAAUUUUGAAUUUGAGCCACUUUCUACCACUGCCCUGAUUCUUGAGGAUCGACCAUCAAAUCUUCCUGCCAAAUCUGUGGAAGAGGCUUUACGUCACCGACAAGAAUAUGAUGAGAUGGUGGCUGAGGCUAAAAAACGAGAAAUUAAAGAAGCACAUAAAAGGAAAAAAAUAAUGAAAGAAAGGUUUAAACAGGAAGAAAGUAUUGCAAGUGCAAUGGUAAUUUGGAUCAAUGAAAUACUACCCAAUUGGGAAGUAAUGCGUAGUACGAGAAGAGUUCGAGAAUUGUGGUGGCAGGGAUUGCCCCCUAGUGUUCGUGGGAAAGUUUGGAGUCUAGCUGUAGGAAAUGAACUAAAUAUCACUCCUGAACUUUAUGAAAUCUUCCUCUCAAGAGCAAAGGAACGGUGGAAAAGUUUCAGUGAAACAAGUUCAGAGAAUGAUGUAGAAGGUGGGCUAUUUUUGUUGUUGUUACUAGAAAUUCCUCAAAAUCCAGGCGCUGAGAUAUGAGUGUGAAUUUUACCAUAUGUCAGGAACUGCAAUAAUUCUUUACAUAUAUUAUCUCCUUUAAUGUUAAUAACCCUUUAAAUAGAUGUUAUUAUACUGAAUGAUAUAAGAGGAAAUUGAGGCUCAGAAUAGUUAACUUGGGAACAGCGAAGCUGUGAUGUAAACCCAGGUUGUUGGACUCCAGAGUCCAGUUUUUAAUCACAACAGUAAAAGUAAUGGGGUGCAGUAUUUUUAGGCCACCUCUUACUUAAAAGAUAGAUGAUCUUCACAGCUCGCUUGUGACCUCCCCUGCAGAGGAAGCAUGCUCUUUUCUCUUAUGCUGUUGGAUUAUCACUUCAAUUCAGUCAGUACCUGAGCUAGGUUGGCCAGGAUUGCAGCUUUAGAUAGACUUAUUAGCUCAUCUUGGGUUUCAAAUUUGUUGAUGGAAAGAACCACAGGCUCCCUGCUUUAAUGAGACAUUCUUCCAUAGGGCAAUGCCUAUGGGUGAUUUCAUAUGUCUUUCCAGCCUGGCCUUCUGCACUACACUGGAACCCAGCAAAAGUCCCACAGAGGAAAACCAGAUAUACUUUCAGGCUCCUCCAAAUCAGUCUUAUUGGGCCAUGAAAAGCUCUUCUGCUUUCUCUUUCCUCAAGCAGAGUACCUUCGUCUCUGGCAAGCUCAGUCCUGGGCCCAUUCCCACACUUGGCAGGUGCCCCUAGGAAUAAAAAUGGCCACUGGUAUCCACUUACCUCGGAAAGGAAAGGAAAGGCUCUACUCUUUCUGAGAUUUAAACCCUUUAGAACAACUCUCUGUGCUCACAAUUCUCUUAUGCCUUUUUUCUUUCUUUCUUUUCUGGCCACACCACAUGGCUUGUGGGAUUUUAGUUCC